This is a messenger RNA of Onychostoma macrolepis, 4712 nucleotides long. RefSeq names its product DNA replication helicase/nuclease 2 (gene dna2). Gene Ontology annotation, cellular component: cytoplasm. The transcript is spliced from 23 exons. The record is from RefSeq and is a predicted model, not a curated record. Gene Ontology annotation, molecular function: single-stranded DNA helicase activity; 5'-flap endonuclease activity. The coding region runs from base 302 to 4390 and encodes 1362 amino acids. Gene Ontology annotation, biological process: replication fork reversal. Lineage: Eukaryota; Metazoa; Chordata; Actinopteri; Cypriniformes; Cyprinidae.
GUACGCGGGAAUUUUGAGAUCGCAGUGUUUACUUUGCAGGGAUGCAGCAAGAGUUGUUUACGCAAGAAAUCUGCUAUUUUUAAUUUUCUGUGAAAGCAUAUGUGAGAACCGUUUGGAUGACCGUAGCAACUGGAGAAUAUCUGCUUCUGGACGAAUUACGUUUGAAAGCGGUGGCUAUCUUUAUAUGCAGUUGUCACAGUGAUGUGAGGGGUUUUUAAGAUUUGAUAUCAGUAGAGCUGCUUUAUGUUAUUGGAUUCUCCGAAUAUUAUUUAUUUAUUUAUUUACUUACUUACGGUCCACGAUGAUUAAGUGUAAAUCCAGAAAAUCUUCCAUGGUCACUGGAGUUCAGUCAAAUAUUUCUGCCUUUUUUGUCUCAAAGGUUUCACCAAAGUCACCUAAAAAAAUUGCAGCUGGGAUCACAAGAUUCCCCGUUUCAUUGAAGACUGGUUUUGUGGAGGAUAAAAAUGUCCCCUGCUCUCCAACCCCUUUUGCUGUUCCAGAGACGCCUGACAGUCUGAGGAGUGAGAACCCUUCAGACACUUCAUAUGAGAACCGCUCACCUGUCUCCCGUGACCUACAUUCUAAAGGUGUCAGGGGUAAACCAAGCCUGAUGGCACGUAAGCUGAUGCAGCCACAGAAAAACAGCAGUCCAGAGCCAGAGGAAACUUUUGAGCUUAAGAAUGGCCUGAGUCACUCUGGCUCUGUGAAGAGGUUGUUGCACAGCUCAGAGAACAUCCAGAGUGCCAAACGGUCCAGGACCAUGCAAGUUCAGAAACUACCUGAUUGUGAUGCAAGCUCUCCAGGGGCCAAUCCAAAUGCAUUUUCAAAGAGUCCUGAGAAAAAAAUGAAAGCUGAGUCUGUCAGUUUUGAGAGUAGCCGAUUGACAACUGGGUCUUGUGUGACAAUGAAUAGAAAAACAAAUGGUUUCUCAAAACCCUCAAAAAAAUCCUCUCAACAUCUGAGCUUUAAUACAAGUGAAAAAGAAAAUUCACUUGGUGUAAACCUGAAGCCGGACAUGAGUACGGUUUCUGGAACGAAUGACUUUGAUCUUGUGAUGUCAUAUAGUUCAUGGAUACAAAAUGGAUCUACUGAAGACAAAGAGACUUUUCUCAACUGUCCAGUUACUAAGAAGAGACCCUUGAAUACUGCUGAUCUGCAAGCGAAAGACAAAAUUGCUGAUGGAAAAACUUUGCCAGUCCCAUUUGAAGAUGAUUUUACUGAUCUGAUAGACGAUAGGUUUGAUGAUGGCAUGGAGCAAAAAUCGGAGGCGUCAAAACCCAAGAAGUUCAGUCAUGAAAAAAACAAAUGUAUACCAGAGCAUGUUAUACUGGCCUCUGGUGUUCAUAACCGAUACUGGGUACUGGAUGUACGGGAUAUCACCUCAUCACGAAGUUGCACGGAGAAGCACUUAACCAUCACCUGCUCCAAGACGACACAGUCCAGAGAGACCUGUAUUCUCAAAGAUGGCUGGGAGAGUACUUCGGUUGCUGUUGGGGACAUCGUUCAUUUGGAAGGGAGGUGUGUUUCUGGCUUGUGGACGAUUGAUAGAGACUCUGGUUUCCUGGUUCUGCUGCCUGACCUGCUGAUAUCGGGGACCAGCAUUGCCAGCAGUAUUCGCUGCAUGAGGCGAGGGGUGCUGGGAGAGAUGUUUAAGGCAUUUGAUGGUGGAUCUAAGCAGAUGUUAAAUGGUACCAUAGUUCAUGAUAUCUUCCAAAAAGCAGCCAUGUCCUCAGAUUUCUCCCUAGAGAGGAUACAGACAUUUGCUGCAGGGGCCCUAAGAAACCCCAACUACCUCAGACAAAUGUAUAGUCUAAAGCUGACCCAGGCUGACAUGAAACAGGAAGUAGAAGAAUAUCUUCCCUCUUUAUCUGAGUGGUCAAAACACUACCUCCACACUUCACCACAGGCUGGACAAAAGCAGCUCACUCUCAAACUCCCUAGUGACGGGGCUCUGAGCAAGCAAGAUGCCACCUGUAGCGUGACAGUCACAGAUUUUGCGGACAUCGAGGAGAACAUCUGGUGUCCACGUUUUGGCCUGAAGGGGAAGAUAGAUGUCACAGCUAGAGUUAGGAUUCAUCGGAGAGGCAGAAAGCCCACAGAGAGGAUUGUGCCACUGGAGCUGAAAACCGGCAAGGAGUCCAACUCCAUUGAGCAUCGCAGUCAGGUUAUUCUGUACACUUUGAUGAGCUCAGCUAGACGUUGUGAUCCAGAGGCAGGUUUCCUUGUCUACUUGAAGACUGGCAGUCUACAUCCUGUUGUGGGCAACCACAUGGACAGGAGAGAGCUGAUUAAAAUAAGAAACUCAUUGGCCCAUCACAUCGGAAACAACCUUACUAAGGUGGAUGGAAGAAGUCAAAUGGCCCUAUUGCCUGCCAUUGUAUCUGACCAGCAGACAUGCAAGUACUGUCCUCAGAAAAGGAACUGUGCAGUUUACAACAGAGCUGUUGAGAGAGCUUCUGUGGGGAACUUCCACAGUGAAGAUCCACAGGCCUUUGUGCAGUCGGAGAGCGAGCACCUCAGCCAUGUGCACCUCCAGUACUUCAACCACUGGCUGCUGCUCUGCACGCUGGAGGCUCUCACCAUGGAGAACAAAGGAGGUCGGCGCAAUAUCUGGCUUCAGACUGCCCAGCAGAGGGAGAAAAGUGGUGGCUGCGCGGGUAACAUGCAGUUAGCUGGAGAUGUCAGCAUCCUGUCUGAAGGUGUAUAUAAGCACAGCUUUGUGAGGAAGGAGGGCGAUCAGACUCUCACUGGGCUGAUAGUGGGUGACAGGAUUGUGGUCAGUGAUCAGGACUCGUUGCUUAUAGGCCUUGCCACAGGAUAUGUCACAGAAAUAACUGUCAGUGGAGUGACUUGCUCUUUGGACAAAAACAUUUUUAAGUAUUCCUCAAACACAGUUUUCCGACUGGACCAGGAUGAAGGUGUAGGCGGUCUUAGCACCCAUUUAGGAAACCUGUCUAUGUUAAUGGAAAACACUCCAACCAGUGAAAGACUGAGGAAGUUGAUUGUGGAAUUCAGGCCUCCCCAGUUCAUUGACAGCCUCAGCAGUGUUUUGCCACGAGACGCCAAGGACACUGUGGCCAACAUUCUGAAAGGGCUCAACAAACCCCAGAAACAAGCCAUGAAAAAAGUGCUACUAUCCAAAGAUUACACACUUAUUGUGGGAAUGCCAGGUACUGGGAAAACUACCACCAUCUGUACACUGGUGCGUAUACUCCAUGCUUGUGGCUUCAGUGUACUUCUGACUAGCUACACCCACUCUGCUGUGGACAACAUCCUCCUGAAACUAAAGAGGUUUAAGAUUGGCUUCCUGCGACUGGGUCGUUCACAAAAGGUGCACCAUGACAUCCUGCCCUUCACAGAGGAGUCAUGUCGGGCCAAAGGCAUCCAAACACUAGAAGAGCUGGAACAACUGUAUAACAAAGAACUGAUUGUGGCCACCACCUGUAUGGGUGUAAAGCAUCCAAUAUUCAGCCGUAGACGCUUUGACUUCUGCAUCGUGGAUGAGGCAUCUCAGAUCAGUCAACCUGUAUGUUUAGGUCCGCUGUUCUAUGCCCAGCGCUUUGUCCUGGUGGGAGACCACCAGCAACUUCCUCCGAUUGUACAGAAUGCUGAAGCCAGAACACUGGGCAUGGAUGAGAGUUUGUUCAAACGUCUGGAGCACCAUAGUGAUGCAGUUGUUCAGCUGAAUGUGCAGUACCGAAUGAACAGUGCGAUCAUGUCCCUGAGCAAUGCUCUGAUGUAUGAAGGCCGACUGGAGUGUGGCUCUGAGAGGACGGCAAGCGCAGUGCUGCAGCUGCCUGGUAGAGCUCAGGUUGAGAAGGAGCUGGACCUGUUUGUGUGUCAGCCGCAGUACAGCGCUUGGGUCCAGGCUGCACUGGAGCCCAAUAGUCCUGUCUGUUUCCUGGACACCUCCGAGGUUCCCGCCCCUGAGACGGUGGAGAAAAGUGGUAUCAGCAACCACAUGGAAGCCAUAUUGGUACAAGCCCUUGUCACUCUGCUGCUCAAGGCUGGAUGCAGAGCGUCUGAUAUUGGGGUCAUUGCUCCAUAUCGACAACAGCUAAAAGCCAUCUCCAGUCUGCUGCAGGGAGAUGCCUUUAAAGCUCUGGAAGUCAACACUGUGGACAAAUACCAAGGACGUGACAAGAGCGUCAUCAUUGUGUCCUUUGUUCGAAGCAACCCUGAAGGCAACCUGGGUGAGUUGCUCCAAGACUGGCGCAGGCUAAAUGUGGCCAUCACUAGAGCCAAACACAAGCUCCUCAUGCUGGGCUCAGCGCCCACCCUUCGCCGGUACGCACCGCUAGAGAAACUUCUCUGCCACCUUCAAAAGGAAGAUAUGAUCUUCCAGCUGCCUGCUGCUGCCCAUGAGGCACUACCUGGAAUCCACUUGUGAUGAAAACAAAAACCUCUUCUGAUCCAUAGUGAACAUCAAAGACAAUGCUGUGAAACUUUUACUUGAAGAAAAUUUUAGGGAAAUUGUAUACAUAAGCUUCAGAUGACUAUAGACACCUUUUAUUUUGUUUUAAUAAAAGAUGCAAAGUUUAAUAAUAAAGUGCUGACAGGCCCUAGUGCAUAAUUACACUCAUGAGUUUCUUUACUCAAUUAAUUCCUACCUCAUGUUGCAUAAUUUUUAAAUUCAAUACAGUUUUAUCCAUGUAAGUGUUUUGUGUGUGUUUUAUCUAUUUUUUUGUGAAUUUAUAAAGUUUUGUUUAAUA